Molecule: messenger RNA, 1566 nt
Organism: Auanema sp. JU1783
Lineage: Eukaryota; Metazoa; Nematoda; Chromadorea; Rhabditida; Rhabditidae
Source: the annotation of a GenBank genome assembly
AUGGACUUUCAGGGGCAUAUGCAGUAUAUCGUGUCUGUUGAUAUCGGAACGACCACUAUCAGAGCCUGUCUAUACGGAAAGUCUUGUAAUAAACUUAAAGUUGCUGAAGAGAAAGUUGAUAUUGAAAUAUCAGGUCAAGAUGAAUGGGAGCUCAGGGUCGAAAUCGCACCUGAAAAACUACUUGAACAGUUCAUACGAGUGGUUCAGAGUGUUUUGAAAGAUGUGAGUGCAGAGGACUCGGUGGCUAUGGCGUUGUGUUGUCAACGGAAUUCCUUUGUGUUUUGGAAAAAAUCAACAGGCAAACCGCUACAUAAGAUUGUUUGUUGGAAUGAUGCCCGCGCCAGGAAAUCUUGUGAGGACUGGAACGGUUCUGUAUUUAUCAAAAUGCUUAAUGCUGGUGGAUCCUUUCUCCACUUUUUCACUCGUAUGCCCAGGUUUAUGGCAGCUAAAAACCUUAAAUUUCUAUCUGCUAUGGUAACACAUAGAGCUUUAGUAACGUUAGAGACAAUUCCAGGUCACAAAGCUUUAAUUAAUGAUAAUGAUCUUGGUUUCGGAUGCUUGGAAACAUGGCUUAUCAAUCGAAUAAGUGUUAGUGAUAACUACUUAGCUGAUGCAUCCAAUAUCUCAUCUACUGGACUGUAUGAUCCAUACAUAAACGGUUACAAUAACGUCAUAAUCAAAAUUCUUGGUUUCCCUACUAGCAUACUUGCCCCCAUAUGUGAUUCGAUAAGUUCGAAAGAGCUCUGUUUCAUAAAGGAGUCCUUCUUUGGAAGAAAAAUUCCCAUAUCAGCCAUCCUUGCCGAUCAGCAGUCUGCUCUUUAUGGAAGUGGUGGUUGGGACUUACAUGAUGUUAAAAUCUCAUUGGGCACUGGCACAUUCGUAGAUAUGAAUACGGGAAACAAGCCUCAUGCUUCUAUGAAUGGCCUCUAUCCACUUGUGGGCUGGCGAAUGAACAAUACACCUGUAUACAUAGCAGAAGGAAAUGAUCAUGACACCGCUGUACUUUUGAAGUGGGCCGGAGAAAUAGGCUUGUUUGAAAAUGUUCAAGACACAAGUGAUAUGGCAUUUGCUGUAAAGAGCACCAAUGGAUUAUUAUUCGUACCUGCAUUCGGAGGUCUUCAAACUCCAAUAAAUGACGGGUUGGCUUGUUGUUCAUUCAUGGGACUUCGGCCAGAUACAAAAAAAGUGCACAUGGUGCGAGCCAUAUUGGAGUCUAUCGUUUAUAGAGUUUAUCAAAUAUAUCAGACUAUGAUGGACGAAGUCAAACCUACAAAAACAUCAAAAAUCAGAAUAUGUGGAGGUGUAGCUCACAAUGACUUUGUUUGUCAAUCGAUUUCUGAUAUGUUGAACUGUGAAAUUGAACGAGUAACCGAUGGAGGUCUCGUCGCGUGUCGUGGCGUGGCACUGUUGGCAGGGGUUCAACUAGGUCUUUGGAAAGAGGCGGAUCUGCCAAAUAUGAUAAGUAUCGAAAGUGUUUUCAAACCAAACGCCGAUAGUCGCCGGGUUUUAGUGAAGACGUUCCCUCUAUGGCUUCAAGCCGUUAAACGUAGUACUAAGUUCUACUAA